Messenger RNA from Spodoptera littoralis (African cotton leafworm), 471 nucleotides. The record is from the annotation of a GenBank genome assembly. Lineage: Eukaryota; Metazoa; Arthropoda; Insecta; Lepidoptera; Noctuidae.
AUGAUUGAAACUUGUUCUAAAAAAUGCAUGUUAUUUGGGACCGUCUGUUUAGGAAUAUUGACGAUAGUAGUGCUAAUACUAGAGUCCCAUUUGGCUGACUCUAUGUCUGGUAGUUACAAAAUGAAGAACAAGACAUUCCCUACAGAAAACAAUUCAACAUGUUGGAUGCGACAGAAAUAUUCAAUUGUUAGUGAAUGUCAUCCUUGUUCAGAUUUCGAAAUACGAAGUAAGAGCAUAGGAGUAUGUAUACACACAAGUUUCAAAGAAAUACUUAAAUGUGAAAGUGGUGAAACGGUCACAAGGAGUUGUGAUCGAGUAGCGUAUCUUGAAGAAAGAGCUUAUUGGAAGUUCACAAUAUGGUCAUUUGCUAUUGGAGCAGCUUCCUCAACUGCUGUUAUGUUACGAUUACGAGUUCUCAACUAUCAUGCAAAACGAAGAGCUAGACAAGUCCUUAGCAAUGGGGCAAUUUAA